Molecule: messenger RNA, 824 nt
Organism: Durusdinium trenchii
Lineage: Eukaryota; Dinophyceae; Suessiales; Symbiodiniaceae
Source: the annotation of a GenBank genome assembly
UGUUAAGUGUGUUUAGCCUCUUUGUUGAAGAGACGGCCAACAAGGUAACGUGCAGGCUCAUUCUGUCGCCUUCGCAUGCCUGCUGGCAGGCAUCAUUCAAGGGCUGCCUUUGGACAAGGACUUGUCAUGGAAGGUCUAUACGCAGGCAGGUGACCCUUUACCUUUCUCUUCCGUCCACAGUGACAAGGACCAUGACGCAGAGUAUGGAGACUACACAGAGCCUGACUCCUUACUUUGGUUUGGGAUGAUUGCAGAAGGUACCAAGAAUGUUGGCAAGAAUAUUGAGCCAGCGCAUCGUGGUGUGGAGCUCUAUGGGAAGUUCUGUGCAUUUUACGGAGUCCUUGGCUCAGCAUACUAUUGCGCGGCUCGUUUCCCCGAGGACUUUGAAAAGGCCAUGCUGUGCAGCUUGAAUGGAGGCGGACAAAACACCAUGCGCAGCAGCUUAGUUGGAGCACUGCUCGGCGCACGCGUGGGCCUCAAGAGCAUUCCCAAGCGCUUCAUCCAGGGUUUAGAGGACCAUGAAAACAUCGUUGCCUUGGCCACGCACGUGGCGCAAGAUGCUUUGGAUCGGGUCACGUCCUCCGAUGGUUGGCGAUGGCCGAAAGGUGAGGAAAAACUGCCGGCGAUAGGGGUCAAGAAGCAGUCUGAGUAGAGCCAGAGUUCUUCCACCAGACCAAAGCCUCAGAUGAAUUUUUCGCUUAGCUCGUUGGAAUCGAGCGAAGACAGGCUGGAGAGGGCUCAAUGAAUCGAGGAUCAAUACCCCGGAGACGUGGAAUCAUAACGCCCCAAACCUGUUUCACCCAACCUCUUUAUAGACAUGAUCC